GUUAUCUGGCCGCGAUUAGAGCGGACGGGGCGAAUCGGACAUAAUUUUAAUUUUGGAAUCACACAUCCUCUAAUGGCCACCAGAUUGGUGGAUGGUAGGCAUUUGGAGAGAUAAAUUCUGGUGCGCCGUUUCGUGUGUUUAUUUGACUGUUUUGACCGAUCGAAUCCAGACGAGCUCGUCUCGACUGCCGGACGGCGCAAGGACGUGGACGGCUGCGCAGUUGGUGCGUUGCUAUCGAAAGUGAAAUACCACCAAACCGUAAGCGACCAUUACGUUUGUUCCUUGACCCAUUUGGCCGACGAGUGAUCGUGAAGUGAUUGACAAGAGGCAGUGCAGCAACAGUCCGAUGAUGAGUGACUCAACGACCGACCAGAACCGGUCCUCGGAAACCGAGCCACUAUUGGACACCGUCGCCGCUUCCGACGAUACCUCAACAGUAGUAGCCGAUCAGACACUGGCCACCGGUGACGAGCAGGAAGACAGUAUGGCCGGCGCCAGCAAAGAACUGAAGGAAGGAACACAGGCCGGCGACGACGCGUCAUCGUUGACAGCGAAAACCAAGGACGACAGCAUCAUGUCGCUGCUGUACUCGUUCGCGAAGAAGGUGGUGACGGUGGGCAUCAUCUACUUCGUCGGCUACAUGGGCUGGUCGGUGGCGUGGCUGGUCACGCCCGUUAUCCUGUCGGUGGCCCGCGAAUCCUGGCGCAAGACCAACGACACGCGGCGCAGCGUAGCGAAGGCGUCGGCGAUGGCGAACGAUAAGGACGUUAUCCUUGCGCGGCUCCAUGACCUUCCGGCCUGGGUCUUUUUCCCGGAUAUUGAACGUUGCGAAUGGCUUAACAAGAUUUUGAAGCAGGUCUGGCCGAAUGCAAACUUCUACGCGAAAAAUCUCAUUAAGGAAUCGAUCGAACCGAACAUUCAGCAGGCGAUGGCCGGCUACAAGCUGAAUGGAUUCAAAUUCGAUCGCAUGAUUUUGGGGACGAUUCCUCCACGUAUCGGUGGCGUGAAGGUGUACGAUAAAAACGUGUCACGCAACGAAAUCAUCAUGGAUCUGGACCUGUUCUACGCCGGUGACUGUGACAUCAGCUUCGCGCUCAGCGGUCUGCGGGGUGGCAUCAAGGACUUUCAGAUCCACGGUACCGUGCGCGUGAUUAUGAAGCCGCUAAUCUCGCAGAUGCCACUGGUCGGGGGGCUACAGAUCUUCUUCCUGAACAACCCGAACAUCGACUUCAACCUGGUGGGUGUGGUCGAUCUGCUCGAUAUGCCCGGGUUGAGCGAUAUCCUGCGCAAAAUCAUCGUGGAACAGGUGGCCGCCAUCAUGGUGCUGCCGAACAAACUCCCGAUUGUGCUGAGCGAUGGUGUGCCGGCCCUGUCGUUGAAGAUGCCCGAACCGGAGGGUGUACUACGAAUCCACGUUGUCGAGGCGAAGGAUCUUAUGAAGAAGGACAUUAGCAUGCUGGGCAAAGGCAAGUCCGAUCCGUACGCCAUUAUUUCUGUAGGUGCUCAGCAGUUCCGCACGCAAACCAUCGACAACACGGUGAACCCGAAGUGGGACUACUGGUGCGAGGCCUUUAUCCAUGCGGAAAGUGGCCAAACGCUUCAGGUCGUUAUCAACGACGAGGACGCCGGCGAGGAUGAGCUGUUGGGAAGAGCCACUGUGGAAAUCAGCAGCGUUACGAAGAACGGUGAAAUCGAUACGUGGUUAACGCUGGAGCAAGCCAAACAUGGAAUGGUGCACCUUCGCAUGACCUGGUUCAAACUGAGCUCGAGCAAGUCGGACCUCCGUUCCGCCCUCGAAGAAACGCAACAUCUGCGUGUGACGUCCAUGAGCACUGCCCUACUAACCGUCUUCAUCGAUUCGGCGAAGAACUUGCCGCAAGCAAGACAGCAAUCACAGCCCGAUCCCUACAUGAUACUAGCUGUUGGCAAAAAAACAGAGCAAACAUCGGUCCAGAUGCGCACGGAUGCCCCCGUCUGGGAGCAAGGAUUCACCUUCCUUGUCGGCAACCCAGACAACGAUACGCUACAGCUGAAGGUGAUCGAUCAGAAGACUGGCAACACGAUCGGAACGCUCAUCUACAUACUGAGUGCAUUGAUGGAGAAAAAGAACCUUGAAAUCAUGUCGCAACCGUUCCAACUGCAAAAGUCGGGUGCAGAAUCUAAGAUUCUUAUGUCGCUUUCGCUGCGCAUCCUGAAACGCCACCAGGAACUGGAGGCAGAACCGACUCCCGAGAAAGGUUCUCGGACAGAAGGCGAUGCUGUGCUGACACGCUCGAGUUCCGUGCGAGCUCCAUCCCUUUCGCAAUCCUCUAGCCAGCAGGCCACGUCAGUGGAAGCCACAACACCGGAAGGCCUUGCUCAUCAGGGCAGUAUUCGGAAGCAGGAUUCACGCAAAUCGACCACUUCGGCGAUCCUCGAUCAGAUGUCCGUCCACCAGGAGGAACCAUUCGUUGUGUCGACGCUGAACACGGUGAUGAUGGCUACACCACCGCGCAGUCCAAAUCUUAGUGACGGCGGCACGGAGCUGUUGCGCCGCAGCCCCAGCACAACCUCUUCGGCUGGGUCGGCCGGGCUGGGCCGCAUCCAGCUUACAGUCUCUUAUAGCGUCCAGCGGCAGCGACUGCUCGUGAUUGUGCACAAGAUCAACAACAUACCACUGAAGGAUCCGAACAACAUUCCGGAUCCGUAUGUAAAGGUGUAUCUGCUGCCGGGUCGUACGAAGGAAUCGAAACGCAAAACCAACGUGGUGAAGGACAACUGCGAUCCCGUUUUCGAUGCCACCUUUGAGUACAUCAUUUCAAACGCCGAGCUCGUAAACUCGGAACUGGAGAUUACCGUCUGCACGCAAAAGGGUUUCUUCGGUAGUCCGGUCAUUGGCAUGCAAAAAAUGACUCUCAAUGAUCCCGAAAUUGCAAGUGGACAAGGUGUCCGGGCUUGGUACGAUUUGUUACCGGAGUCAAAGUUUGAAUAAAAGCUGCAAGCAUUGUAACCGUAGCCAGGUUCCAUGGUUCGGAAGGAACGUGAUGCAAAGAACGAGCCGUGAAGCCGUGAGCCGAUAGCAUUUAGACGUGAACUUAUGAAACAUGUGAGCCUACCGUGGCCAACAAAUAUCGAUAUUUUUACAGCGAAACAUCUUACACAGUUAGUGCAGGAUUUGAUUCCGCAUCGACAUUACGUUUUGUUCUGCAUACAUCGUUAAUUUUAAGUGCGAAGCACGAAAUGAGGAUAGUGUCCAAAGAUGGGUGCAAAAGAUAAUAUGGCUCAUGUCUCUUGCUAAGCUUGAUACAUAUUGAACAAAAAAAUCCUUUUCUGUUAUAUUAUAUUUAAAAAGCUCGUGAAUAUUGGUAAAGUGAAAGGUGUACAAGCAAAAUAAAUGCUUAUCGCCAUGCGUUAGUAGCGAUUUUUAAACACGCCAUAGAGCGAAAUAUUUACAAAAAGUUGCCCGUAGCAGAGGCAGGCAAAUCAAAAGCAUUUUUACCGCACUCAAAUAAAAUCAUGUCUUAAAAAUAAAUUGAACCAACAUUUUUGAGCCUUCUGUAUGAGGGGUCCGUUCCAAGCCACAUUAUACAACAUUGAAUCAUUGUAGAAAAAAGUAAUUUUAUUCAAAUUCAAGAAGAGACAUAAUUUUCCAGGUUGACGGAAUGCACAAGAGGUUUUUCUUUUGUAGAGUAGUCGAAGUAGACUGAUUUGGUUGGUAAAUUAGGGUUCAUCUUUCGAUUCGAAUUUCAAAUUUCUAUCUCACUGUUUCAUCAGACAUGUAAACCAAUUUGCGGCCCAUUUCAUGUGGUCGAUAAUUUCUAAGCAAACUGAACGAAAGUUGUCUCCAAAAUGUGUCAAUUAUAGUGAAACCCCUCUGCUCUGCGCCAAUAGCGAUAGCAAGGAAUCGUGUCGUAGUUGCAGGUAAUACUCUCAGCACAGUAGCGCCAAGAGUAGUGCAUGGCGAUGUUUUUGGGUCAAUUGAGGCCAAGCUUGUAGCUUAGAUAGCUUGUUUGAACAAACAUGGAAACGGCAAAAGUGGACCGAGUGUAGAAACUCGAAUGAACCACUAUAAAACGUGCUGAAAAGGUAUGUAAAUAUUAGUUUGUCGCGCCACCGAAGGCUCCAGUUGUAUGCACAUGCACGAACAGUUAUUUCUUGAAUUCUGUAAUUUAAAUCGAGCGUUAUGUUUGUCAACACCAAUAGUCACGCUCCCCAUGCUGUUAUCGGAAUGAAAGAAAUCUAGAAGUGAAUCAUAACAUUGUUCCGAUUUAUCAAGAGCUUAUAAAACUUCACUAAAAUCACGAUUGCAUUACAGAACUCUUUUCGUAGCGGUCAUAAGGUCGGAAAGGAUCUGAUCCGACGCAAAAGGGUAAAUAAUGUCCAGUGGAAAGGCCAGUGGUACCAAAUUGAAAAAAAUUAUUACAUUUUGAUCGAUUACGGCAAAUGUUAAACAAAUGUACUAUUUGAGUGAGAUAGCAAGAAAGCCUUUCAUAAAUCUAUAGAACCGUUCCAAAACAGAUCGAAACAGCUAUUGCACGCCAGACAACGUCACAUGCUUGGUAUAGCGUAGUUUUAAGUCGAACCAUACAUUUUACUCAUGUUUAGCUAUGCUCUGGCACUGGGCAGCACAAACGCCACGAAUUACCGAUUUGCUUCGAGCAGCACGCAGCACGCGCAAUCAGUCGUAUCUUACUUGUACGCAAAGAGAAAUAAACCGAAUAAAAUGGAUUUUUGGUGAGCCGUGUGAGUCGAUUGCAUCGAUUGCACCAUGCCAGU
Molecule: messenger RNA, 4755 nt
Organism: Anopheles cruzii
Lineage: Eukaryota; Metazoa; Arthropoda; Insecta; Diptera; Culicidae
Gene: Esyt2
Product: extended synaptotagmin-2
Exons: 12
Coding region: 347-2971 (874 amino acids)
Biological process (GO): lipid transport
Molecular function (GO): lipid binding
Source: RefSeq, a predicted model, not a curated record